Messenger RNA from Drosophila kikkawai, 631 nucleotides. RefSeq names its product mitochondrial ribosomal protein L41 (gene mRpL41). Lineage: Eukaryota; Metazoa; Arthropoda; Insecta; Diptera; Drosophilidae. The record is from RefSeq and is a predicted model, not a curated record. Gene Ontology annotation, molecular function: structural constituent of ribosome. Gene Ontology annotation, biological process: translation. Gene Ontology annotation, cellular component: mitochondrial large ribosomal subunit.
AGCAUUGCUACCUCUAGAAAACAGCUGUUUUCGAUUUGUUAUUUAACCAGCUCCAUUUCCCUCGCCAAAAAAACAGGAAAAUAACAAUGAAUAAUUGUAUUAAACUGGUGCCGAUGGCUCUCAGGUGCCAGCAGAGGACCAUCACCACAUCCUCCGCUCUGGCGGGCAAGCGGAACUUCCGGAAAUUCAACGUGUACAACAAGCGAGGAACGCGCGUGGUGAAGGAGGCGCAGAAAACAUUGGCCCAGCCGCCGGUGGCCAUCCACAAGCGCGGAGUACGAGAUACGGGCAUCGUGGUGGACGGAGAGUACGUGGAGAUUCCCGAGAAAAUCCCUGAACUCAUUGUGCCCGAUCUCACCGGCUGCAAGCUGAAGCCAUACGUCUCCUACAAGGCGCCGGAGGUCGUGCAAUCCGAGUUCACCAGCCUGGAUCUGUUCAAUGCCGUCUACUCGCAGAAGAUAAUCGAGGACUUCAAGGCGGGCACCCUCCAGGCGGACGGCAGUCCGAAGGAGCCGUCAGCCAACGAGCAACUGAGCUCCACUGAGGCAUUGCAGCGUGCACGAAAGACGGGCAGCGAUAUAUUCUAAGCGUUGUAGGUUUAUUGUUUCUUAAAUACAGAGUCUGAACUAGA